This is a messenger RNA of Sinocyclocheilus anshuiensis, 1511 nucleotides long. RefSeq names its product rho GTPase-activating protein 6-like. The record is from RefSeq and is a predicted model, not a curated record. The transcript is spliced from 5 exons. Lineage: Eukaryota; Metazoa; Chordata; Actinopteri; Cypriniformes; Cyprinidae. Bases 35 to 874 code for a protein of 279 amino acids. Gene Ontology annotation, biological process: signal transduction.
AAAUUGGUGUUGUGAUUAGAUCUCAGGUAAUAAGAUGACGGCAGCAAACCUGGCAGUGAUCUUUGGGCCCAAUCUCCUUCAGAAAGAGAGAGGAUCAGAGAGAGAGCUCAGCCCUCAAGCUCUGGGCAUAGAAGACAGCACUGCUGUCAUCUCCGUCACCCUGAUGCUCAUCCAGAACCACCAACAUCUCUUCACGGUGUCUGCUGAGCUGCAGCAGGAGGUGCUCAUGAGCCUCAUUCAGACAGACCCUGAUGUCAUUGACUAUCUGCUGCGCAGGAAACUCAGCAGUAGUAGCAGCCUGAAGAUGGAGACGGACUCCGGUGGAAGGAGGGACACACAGGCAUCUCUGCACUCUGUGGGUCAGUCCAGUGAUGACCUUUCAUCCCUGGAGCCACUGUGUCCUCUUUACCCACAGACAUCUGCGAUAGGAAGUCUGAGCAGUGAGGUCUUCCUCAAUGUUCUUCAUCUUAACACCAACAGGAAACGUUCCUCUGAGGUCCCACCCAAAUCCAUUGGUAAAAUGAGACAGUUUCAUUCCCACCACAACCUGAUGAGUCUGUCCCAGUCCUCCUCAUAUGCCCAGAGUGAAGAGCGAGAGCUCCAGGAGCAGAGGCAAGGCAGUUCAAGGCACACAUGCUCAGAGGAGCGCCUACAUUUCAGUCUGGGACGGCAGGACAGCGGUUCUCAACCACAGAGUCCUAGAGAGAGAGGCAUCUGGGUACGACAGAGCUCCAACGCCUCGUCCACGAUGUCAGAUGACAGCAAACCGCCAAGCAACUUCUGGGACUUUUUCACUGGCAAGAUACCUGUUGUCAGAAGAAGCCCUUCGCUGCAAAACUUCUUCAACGACCAUUCACAGUCUGAAAAAAAUUAAGUGAAAUGGAAGAUGUUUUUGGAAGAAUAAGAUAUUUUGAUAACUUGGAGUACAUGCUCUGAACUCAUGGCAUCCCUGAGCCACAAGGGGGUGAUAUUUACUGGUGUCAACAUUACAUUGACAUUAAAGUUGAAGUUAAAUAGAUCCUGUCUAAAUAUUUGAAUUACCUCUAUAAAUGCUGGACUCUGUUGGGAUUGGUUAAAAAGCAGGAUUUCCUUCAAUAAGAAUUAAACUAUUCAGAGAGAGCACUGCCAUUUCUAGUGGCAGAAAGUACAAAAUAUCUAUUGAUUGAGUUGGAGCCAGGCCUUCUUUGAGCACAAGCUGAAGAUCAAGGUAGUUUCUCUACUCAUUUCCAAUACAUCAUUUUUUUACUUUAUUUUUAUCAUGAUUUUAUCUAAUCAUUUUUAAAUAAUCUUCAAAGUAUGUAAUCAUUUUAAACGUGCAUUCAGUACUACUUUGUCUAGCAUUAGCUAAGCUUCACUACUUUUAAAUACUGAUAAUGUUACCACAAUGGUGUUACACAAUGCACUGCCAUUUAUCAAUGUGGAUCACCAUGAUCGUCUCGACGAUACAAGUGAGUUUUACAGAGCGCUCUACAUAAUUAUUCAUUCCCUUAUCUGCCCAACAAAAGAGAAGC